Xyrauchen texanus (razorback sucker) is the source of this 10013-nucleotide messenger RNA. It is a transcript of the gene nrp2a, whose product is annotated as neuropilin 2a. The record is from RefSeq and is a predicted model, not a curated record. Gene Ontology annotation, cellular component: membrane. The transcript has 16 exons. Gene Ontology annotation, molecular function: vascular endothelial growth factor receptor activity; semaphorin receptor activity. Gene Ontology annotation, biological process: axon guidance; angiogenesis; vascular endothelial growth factor signaling pathway. NCBI's taxonomy places the organism in Eukaryota, Metazoa, Chordata, Actinopteri, Cypriniformes, Catostomidae. The coding region runs from base 623 to 3331 and encodes 902 amino acids.
CGAUCACAUCCACACGCGCUGCCCCAUCUCUGCGCGAGGACACAACCGAGACGCUCAGUGCGCUACAACACGCUUCUGUGCGCAACACCGACUCCACACCUGUCUGGCAGUUUGGACAAAACUUGGUACCUCCAGAGUAUGGUUUAAUGUUUUAUAAAAGCAAGAAGACAACAUAGCACAUAAACUUGGAGGACAGCGUGUUUAAAACGUAAGAUUAGGGGAGAAAUCCCUGCGGAAACCCGUAUCAACCCAUCGGAGAGCAAUAAGGCAAUGGAGCGCAAAACGCACGCAAAUCAUUGACGGCUUUAUAACGGAAUACGCUCCAACCGGUUUAUUAAAACCUCUUAUCCAAGUUCAUCUGAGAAAGACAGGCUUUUUAUCACAAAGCAAGACUUUUUAUGCGUAUCUGAAAUAGAUCAUAUGCACAGUUGGCAAAUGCUGCGCGCAAUGGGCUCAGUUUCAAUACAACUGAAUCUGGAAAUCUGUGCAUUGUAAAGAGAAAAAGUGGUUAUUUUGUUUGUUUUUCUCAGUCUGAAUUAUUCGUAUUUGUACCCUGAAGGACGAUCACUAGUUGAACUCGGGUCGCUGCUUCCAAGACAGCACAUUUCGGCAUUUCGGAAAGAUGGAUUUCUUACUAUCUCACUGUGGAAUUGCAUUUAUCUUGUGCUUUGUUCUUCAAGUCAGCGCAGAGGACGGUGAAACAUGUGGAGGCCACCUGGAUGCUAGCGAAGCUGGUUACAUUACUUCACCAGGUUAUCCUUUGGAAUACCCUCCCCAUCAGAGCUGCCAAUGGGUGAUUAGCGCACCUGAACCCUCACAGCGUAUCGUGCUAAACUUCAACCCCCACUUUGAGUUGGAAAGACUGGAUUGCAGGUAUGACUUCAUAGAGAUCCGAGAUGGGAAUUCAGAGUCUGCUGACCUGCUGGGAAAGCACUGCAGUAACAUCGCUCCCCCUGCCAUCAUUUCCUCUGGUCCCGUCAUCCACAUCAAGUUUGUGUCUGAUUACGCACACCAGGGUGCCGGCUUCUCUCUGCGCUACGAAAUCUACAAGACUGGUGCCGAGCACUGUUUCCGUAAUUUCAGCUCUUCAACCGGGGUUAUUGAAUCUCCUGGUUUCCCUGACAAGUACCCUCACAACCUGGAGUGCUCCUUUAUCAUCAUUGCUCCACCUCAGACGGAGGUCACGCUCACCUUCCAGACCUUUGACCUGGAAAAUGACCCUCUGCUGAUGGGGGAGGGAGAAUGCAAGUACGAUUGGCUGGAUGUGUGGGAUGGCUUACCACAAGUGGGACCCCUGAUUGGACGAUACUGUGGGACGAAGAUUCCUCCAGAGAUCCAGUCUUCAAUGGGUCUUCUGUCACUUUCCUUCCACACUGAUAUGGCUGUGGCUAAAGAUGGUUUCUCUGCCCGCUACAACAUGACUCACAAGGAAGUUAGUGACACAUUUCAUUGUAGCAAUGCGUUUGGAAUGGAGUCUGGUAAAAUCUCAGAUGAUCAAAUUUCGGCCUCCACUUCAUUUUAUGAUGGCCGCUGGCAGCCCCGUCAGGCACGUCUGAACAACGUGGACAACGCCUGGACACCCAGUGAGGACAGCAACAAAGAGUACAUACAGGUGGAUCUUCAGUUCCUUAAGGUUCUGACUGGGAUCGCUACACAAGGAGCCAUCUCCAAGGAGACUCAGAAGUCCUACUACAUCACCACCUUCAAACUGGAAGUGAGCACUAAUGGAGAGGACUGGAUGAUCUACCGCCACGGCAAAAACCAUAAGAUUUUCCAUGCCAAUACUGACCCAUCUGAGGUGGUUCUGAACCGGGUUCCUCAGCCUGUUCUUGCCCGCUUUGUUCGUAUUCGACCGCAGACGUGGAAUAAUGGAAUCGCACUACGAUUCGAGCUUUAUGGUUGCCAGAUUACAGAUGCUCCUUGUUCUGAACUCCAGGGAAUGCUUUCUGGGCUCCUCCCUGAUUCCCAGAUCUCAGCCUCAUCAGUUAGGGACCUCCACUGGGCCCCCGGAGCAGUGCGUCUGGUGGCCAGCAGAUCAGGGUGGUUCCCUGGACCAGCUCAGCCUAUUGCUGGGGAAGAAUGGCUUCAGGUGGACCUUGGGAUUCCAAAGACAGUGCGAGGAGUGAUAACCCAAGGAGCACGAAGUGGAGAGGGAGGGACCAGCUCUGAGAACCGGGCUUUUGUCCGGAAGUACCGACUGGCACACAGCCUUAAUGGGAAAGACUGGAACUUUGUGAUGGACAGCAAGACUAGUAUGCCUAAGCUUUUUGAAGGGAACACACACUAUGACACCCCAGAACUGAGACGUUUUGAGGAGGUUCCUGCCCAGUUUAUCCGUAUCUAUCCAGAACGAUGGUCUCCUGCUGGUAUUGGAAUGAGAAUGGAAGUCUUAGGCUGCAACCUGCCAGAAACUUCCACACCAGCUAUAGAGACAACCAAACCAACUCAGCCUUCCUCUGUGGAAGCCAGCACCACCCAUAAACCCAGCCCAGUUACCAGCGCUGUUAUGCCGUAUCACAGAGGCCUGUGUGAUUUUGAGCAAGGCUUGUGUGGUUGGACCCCUGACCUGGAGUCUGACCUCAGCUGGCUUCUACACAGCUCCAGCAAAACCAUCGCCUUGGGUCAGAGUCAAGACCUCUCCAUGGGCUCCAGCAAUUUGGGAAACUAUCUGUACAUUAAGGCCAGUCCUGAGACCCAGGGCCAGAAAGCUCGGCUGUUAAGUCCCAGUGUGGAUCCAGACAGCGGACCUCUCUGCCUGAUUUUUUCGUACCAGCUGGAGGAUCAGGGAACCCUGAGGGUUCUACUGCAGAACAAACACCAGGAGGAGACCCUCCUCUGGGCCCUUCAAGGAGACCAGCAGCCCAUCUGGAAGGAAGGACGUACCAUCAUACCUCGGUCUCCAAACGAAUUUCAGGUUGUAAUCGAAGGGUAUUUUGAGGGUACCAAAGGCCACAUCUGGAUAGAUAACAUCCAUAUGAGUGUUAACACACCACUGGAGGAAUGUACUCAGCCUUUUGCGGCAUUUCCCCCGGACAUGACCGGGGGAGCCCUACCUGGCAAGAGUGAGCCAACGGUAGAUACGCUGUCAGUACCAUCCACUUUGCCCAACUGGUAUUACAUAAUGGCCGGUGGAGGUGCCAUCUUGUUCCUGGUCAUUGUCAUUCUUAUGGCCGUUUGCUGUCGCCGUCUUACGGCCAGGAGGAACCAACCCACAAUGGCCUACUACAGUCCCCACAAUGCACAUUACCCAAAUGGUGGUAUGCAUAGGGCUGGGGUGACGCCCAAGUUAACUGUAUGGGUUGAGAAAGGUGAUGGAAACUCCUACUGGUGAGAGGUCUGGACUUGUUAGAUAUUUGCCUGCCAUGUUGACUUCAUGAAAGAAGCCAAACAGACAACACUCAGACUGAAGAGUUGGUUUUCUUAGAGAAAAAAUACAAAGAAUUACUCCAAGAGGAUUGUGGUAUCAUCCUGUACCAUUGGAGGCUGUAUUUGGAUGCAUCCAAGCGAUACCAAAAUUUUCAGUUCCUCGUUUUCUUGUUCUUUUUUGUCGAUGUCUUUUUCUUUCCUGAAUACUGACUAUUGGGCUCAAGGAAGCCCUUGUCUUACUGGUGUGCUUGUUUACUACAAAUCAUCUAGCCAGCUCAUACUUAUUUGCUGUCUGGAGGGACCUUCUCUAAGAACAGUUUGGAAUCCAGCCUGAUGAUGUACGCCAAGCCAAGAGGAUGUUACAAAUGACCUUAAUCACCAAUCCAGAACUAAUUUGAGUCAAUUUUCUGUACUUACGUUAAAUCAGUGGGAUUGUAAAGUGUCAGAACAUUGGUGAACACAAGAGUUAAGAGCUGUCUGAUGCAAUCUUUGCACUUACUACCCCUACAUUGAUUGCGAAUAGCUCUUUACCUUAUUAUAGUAGAACAUGGUAACAGACCAUUAAUGAAAGAGUUAAUGCUUGAGACAUCAGGAAGCUUUCAGAAAAAUUACAGCAUAUGGAGGGAACUCCAAUAAUGAGAAUGUGCUUUGAGGAUGUCUUAGCACUUUUUUUUUUAUUACAAUGCAAGCAUGAUAUAAUUAGUAAUAAGGGCAGAGAAGGUAUUGCAAAUACGCUAAAAAGGUCAAACUGAUUUGUGCAUGUAAACAACCUAAGUCUGAUAAAUGGAGAGUCCACCUAAGAUAUUAUGAACAAAGUAGUACCACUAUGUUCUUGUCAUGAUGAACAUUGUUUUAAAGUCAACAUGAAAUCAAAAUUGACCCUAUUUAUUUUCUUAAUACACGUUCCUAGUCUAAUCAGUCUAACAAUACCACUUUUCACAAUAUAAUACAUUCUCAAUUGAUAAAAUCAAGGUCCCGUCCUACCUUUUUUCUUUACUGAAUAUUUCGUUUUAUUCGGAAAUUCAUCACAUAAUGGAAGUAAAAUGGAUUGUGAAUAUUUCAUGUUGACAGUAAACAGUGUUUCAGGUAUGGUUGCAUUUCAAUGAAGUGCUACACUCAAACGAAGGGAUGUCAUUACAUUGAGAUAAAAGAGACUUAUGGGUAUGGGAAGUGUUGGAUAUGAAAGUCUUCAUGUUUUUUUUUUUCAUUUCUGUCUUCGUAUCUAGUUCUGGCAGUAUCUAGGUUCUUCCUUUGUAUCUCACAUUUCUUACAUUUUUGUCAGAGAACCCCACAAAACUGCGUAGGCGUGUGUUAUUCUGACCAAACGCUUGCUGGUGUUAUGGCUCCAAAAACAAGUCCCAUAAAAGACAGCUUUUCCUUCUCCGUCUCUUAGCAAUGAGGAAGUGAUGUGAGAACUGGGCUGGGAGAGAACUUUGUGCAGAUAUCAAAACCUGGAAGCAAUUUUGGUUCACUGAAGCGUCAUGAAACUUCAAGAAUGAUUAGCAAUGAAAGGUGUCCAAGGCUACCAUAUGCUGAUAUGUUGAUUCAAUGAUUACAUUGAGUUGUCAUUCAAUUUAAUAGGUAAUAAAUAAUCAGUUCUCUGUUAGGACAUGCAUCGAUUCGCUACACUUGCAAAAAAGUACUGUGGUGAGUACUAUGAUACCAUGGUACUGUUUGAUUACCAUAUUCAAAUAUAAGUACUAUAAAGUACUUUAAAUAAGAAUAUGGUAUUACUAUCAUUGUAGUGUCCAAACACCAUGGUAUUACAAUGGCACCAUGUUAAAAAAUAAAACACAAAAAUAACUUUUAGGAGUAAUAUCUCACAAUUAGAACUUUCCUUUCUUUAAAGAAAAAGUUCACCCAAAAAUUUUAAAUUACUUUUACUUUCAUUAUCUGGAAAACAAUGAUGUUAACCUUCUGCCUAACAUCUCAUUUUGUGUUCCAUAUGGUUUUGGAAUAUGAGGGAAUAGAGUAAAUUAAGACAAAACGUUUUCAUUUUUGGGUGAACUAUCACUUUAAGACUGUUCGAAGGAAAUACUGCAGAUCUAGAAUCAGCAGUUAAGGGUCUGUGAUAUAGAAAGGUGGAUAAGAAGAAGAGAAAUAUAGAUGCUCUUGGCUCCUUGGGGACUUUUUUAGUGCUAAUUCCUGCCGUGAGGUCGUAAGAGAUUUUUUGGCACUGUCAUGCAAUGUGCUUUUAAAGCAGAUACUUUCUCACUCUUUUUUUUUCAUAAACUGUAAACCCCCCUCAUUUCAUCACACGUUUUUUUUUCUUCACUCUUGAAUAUUUUUUAAUUAGCUAAUGGACCAGAUUUUAUUUAUUGAAGCUGCUAAUGGCGUUCCAGUCCACGCCUCUUGUCUUGCAACUUGUCAAACUGCUCAUACGCUCUCUCGAGAUCUCAAACGUCACCCAGUGAGGUUUAAUGCCAAACAGCCAUUCUUCUCUCCUUUCAAUUGUAUCAUAUUCACCACUUUGAUAAAUGUCUAAUAAAGCAAAACAGUUUUGGGUGAAUUUAUUUAACUGCUGCACUACUUUUGUUGACAGCAUUUUGGCUCAAAAACUUGCGUCUUAUUCACUAAACAGUUAACUUGGCGCUAAAUGUGCUAAACAGUGUUGGGUAAGUUACUCAGAAUAUCCUCUACAAAUUACUAAUUACUUCUUUAAUAAUUUAAACAGAUUAGUGUACUGAUGACUUCAUCUAUAAAUUCAUCACAUUACGAAUUGUUUUACUUUUAAGUUAUUUUUUAAAUCACUUUUCCUAGAAAAGUGUUUGGAUUUCCACUCAUUCAAAAUGUCUAUAUUUUCUCCUCAUUUAUUGUCCCACAAACAUGCUACAAACAAUACCCCAUAAUGACAAUGUGAAGUUUGUUUGAAAAAAAAAUAACAUGUACAUAAGUAUUCACAGCCUUUGCUCAAUACUUUCUUGAAGCACCUUUGGCACCAAUUACAGCCUCAAGUCUUUUUGUGUAUGAUGCUACAAACUUGGCACCCUAUUUUUGGGCAGUUUCUCCCAUUCUUCUUUGCAGGACAUCUCAAGAUCCAUCAGGUUGGAUGGGGAGCGUCAGUGCACAGCCAUUUUCAGAUCUCUCCAGAGAUGUUCAAUCGAGUUCAAGUCUGGGCUCUGGCUGGGCCACUCAAGGACAUUCACGGAGUUGUCCCGUAGCCACUCCUUUGUUAUCUUGGCUGUGUGCUUAGGGUCGUUGUCCUGUUGGAAGAUGAACCUUCGCCCCAGUCUGAGGUCCAGAGCGCUCUGGAGCAGGUUUUCAUCAAGGAUGUCUCUGUUCAUUGCUGCAUUCAUCUUUCCCUCGAUCCUGACUAGUCUCCCAGUUCUUGCCGCUGAAAAACAUCCCCACAGCAUGAUGCUGCCACCACCAUGCUUCACUGUAGGGAUGGUAUUGGCCAGGUGAUGAGUGGUGCCUGGUUUUCUCCAGGCAUGACACUUGCCAUACAAGUCAAAGAGUUCAAUCUUUGUUUCAUCAAACCAGAGAAUUUUGUUUCUCAUGGUCAGAGUCCUUCAGGUGCCUUUUGGCAAACUCCAGGUGGGUUGUAAUGUGCCUUUUACUGAGGAGCGGCUUCCGUCUGGCCACUCUACCAUACAGGCCUGAUUGGUGGAGUGCUGCAGAGAUGGUUGUACUUCUGGAAGGUUCUCCUCUCUCCACAGAGAAAAGCUGGAGCUCUGUCAGAGUGACCAUCAGGUUAUUGGUCACCUCCCUGACUGAGGCCCUUCUCCCCCGAUUGCUCAGUUUGGCCAGGCAGCCAGCUCUAGGAAGAGUCUUGUUGGUUCCAAACUUCUUUCAUUUACGGAUGAUGGAGGCCACUGUGCUCAUUGGGCAGACAAUUUUCUGUACCUUUCCCUGGAUCUGUGCCUUGAUACAAUCCUGUCUCAGAGGUCUACAGACAAUUCCUUGGACUUCAUGGUUUGGUUUGUGCUCUGACAUGGACUGUUAUCUGUGGACCUUAUAUAGACAGGUGUGUGCCUUUCCAAAUCAUGUCCAAUCAACUGAAUUUACCACAGGUGGACUCCAAUCAAGUUGUAGAAACAUCUCAAGGAUGAUCAGUGGAAACAGGAUGCACCUGAGCUCAAUUUUGUGUGUCAUGGCAAAGGCUGUGAUUACUUAUGUACAUGUGAUUUUUGUUUUUUUUUGUUUUUUAUUUUUAAUACAUUUGCAAAGAUUUCAAACAAACUUCUUUCACAUUGUCAUUAUGGGGUAUUGUUUGUAGAAUUUUUAGGAAAAUAAUGAAUUUAAUCCAUUUUGGAAUAAGGCUGUAACAUAACAAAAUGUGGAAAAAGUGAAGCGCUGUGAAUACUUUCUGGAUGCACUGUAUGCCUUGGACUGUAAUCUGAUUACAAGAAUUUAAGAUGUAACGCAGUCCAAUACUAUUAUUUACUUCAAAAUAAAUAGAUGAGAGUUACUAAUUACUUUGUAAUCGAAUACACCCAACACUGGUAAAAUAGUGCUUUGCCAUACGUUUUUUUAAUUACAUCAUUGUCAUUCUUUUCGGCGCCAACAAACCUCCAUUCUAUGUAAAUUUCACUCAUUAUAGAUUGCACUUUAUUUUAUCAAUAUAUUUUUGAGCUUUUGAUAAUUUGUGUGCUUUCCCAUUCACUUAGUUGGCCAUCUGUUUAACUGUCUGGUGUAAUAGUGCUGGGAGACCACAAGAGGGUGAUAUACCAUUAACUGUAGUCGGUUGCGGUCACGAUCACACACAGGACGAGUUGAUGCGGCACAGGAGAUUGCAGUAAAAAGUUGUACUUCUUCAAGAAUGAACAAAGUGACGUUGAUUUUGCAGGUUAAUGCGCAAACUGAACGAUUAGAAAUGGCAAGGUUUAUUAAGCAAUUUCUGUCUGUAUGUAGCCGGUCUUUCAUUCAAGCUGUCAAACCACAAAACAACAUACUUGUAACUGAAAAUACGUUGUGUAGGCUCUAUGAAAGAUACAUGUUCAUACUAGAUCUACUAGUGAUGGCUUAGAGUAAAUAAUCUUUGUCCUUUGAUAAUGAUUUGGGUCGAAGUUAAUGGAGUUGGCUAUGUGAGUUGAGCUCCGCGGCAGCGCAGAAUGUUAACGCUGAGUGUUGACAGUGUGUUCGUACCUUUGUAGAAAAGAAACAGAAAAUAUUUUUAAAAUGCGCCAUGUCGUCUGCCAGAUGUAUUUAAUUUACUCUGGGUAGCUUAGCAAGUAUUGACACUGACUACCACCCCUGGAGUAGCGAGUUCAAAAAAAGUGUUUUCCAGUGUUUCCAGGAGUCUGCAUCCUCCACAAUCUAGCACUCAGAACCAACUCGCAAACUGGGACAUGUGUACCUUAUUUGCAUUAGUGAUUUAGUAAACGGGGCGGUAAAACAAUGCAGUCAGUACGUGCAAAUGACGCUAUCAGUGAGCACGAAUAAUUCUUAGUGUAUUCCCCCUUUUCAGGAUUGCAUUUGAUAUUCACUUUCCUACAGAUGUCUCCAUGGACCCAAAUAAUGCUACUUUUAGUCACAAGCAUCUCGGUUUGUUGAAGAUUCAACAACAUUCUCAUUGGCGAUUGUGAGUUUUGUAGAAUAAAUCGCUCACAAUAAAUCCCGUCAAACUACCGUUUCAUAUCAAGUUCUCACAUUGAUUUCUCUACUUUCAGAUGCAGCAGGCUCCAGUUAAGACAUUUUUGGAACAAAGUGACAAUGUUCCAUAAAGCCAUUUGAAAUUAAUUGGCCUUUAUUUUAUCGCAAAUCUUACUUAGGUGGUGGAGAUGAUUAUGCUACAGAUUAUGACUUUAAUCGUGUUUAAAAUGAUGAUGACGAGGAUGAUAAUGCACUUUGCUUUAUGAAAGUACCUUCUAACUGUGGUCAGCCUAUACCUCACAAACUUUGAAAUUAGUAAAUUGUUUAAAAUACGAAUGUGAACAGAAUAUUUUUGCUUGAUGAAUUUGUGGCUUGAAAUUCUGCUUUUAAAAUGUGACAAUAAAAUCAUAUUUUUCUAAUCAGCAAUUCUUUGUAUCCCUAUUUAUACCAUCAGUGCAGUAACAAUAGACAUUGCCCUAUUUUCACUGCUAAGUUUGAGUGUGCUCUAAUGUGUAAUUGUGUAAUGUGUAACAAUGUGUAAUGUGUGCUUUGUUUAGUAAUUAUGUAGAACACAUAAACAUGUUUUUAUCUGUACUCUGUAAUUAUGUAACAUUUCAUACGAUUCCUUAAUAAUUUCUUGUUAAGCCUUGAGUCUCAAAUUACACUUAUUUAGAUCUUCAUCUGUCCAAGGCCACAUCCACACUAAUCCGUUUUCAGUUUCCUAACAUCAUCAUUUUCCAAAGUAUGCAGGAAUGGAAAGCAUGUUUCGAAACAAGUCGUUUUUGGUAGAGGAAAACGGCAUUUUAGUGUGUAUGUGGGCCAUAAACAUAGCUAAAUUAAUGUGUUUUUAAAUGAAAACGUAUUAGUGUCAACGUGGCCUAAGGUCUGAAACAUUCUCUGCACAAGUACGGGAAUGCAAAAGCCAUUCAUAAUGCAGCGCACAUCUAUGGUUAGUUUUCUAUAUUCAUGACAGAGCAACUGUUGAAGUUAUCAACAUGUUUGUAGCCAGCUAUAUGAAAUACAAUUAAAAAUAGUUCUCCAAGCACUCACAGCUGCAUUUGCGUACUUGCGUACAGUAUGUUUCUGUCAACUAUUACAUUUUCAUUUGAGCA